UUAAAUAUUGUGAAAAACACUUCGCACCCGACUUCCAAAAUGGUACAAACCGAACCUGAAGUGUUUUCCGCACACAAGUUUAUAUACGAUACAUUAGAAAAGGAAGCUACUAAACAUUUAUAUGAUGGUUCAGAAGAGUACUUUAAUUCAAAACCAUUUUUACCAGAGUAUUAUGAUGAGAAAAAAAUUAAAAGAGCACAACAUUUUUUUGAGCAAAAUAUUUCGUCAAUGCUUUUGGUGAGCCUCACAGGAUUAAUUUUAAUGUUAAGUUAUCCGCGGGGAAUAAAAUUACUUCUUGCUACAAACAAAUCAAGUGAACCUCUCACAGCUUAUAAGCGAUAUCGAGAUACCAUGAAGCACAUGGUAUCCUGGUAUAGAGGAGAUUUUACAGUUGGAUCAAGCUUAUACAAUUCAUUAUUAAAAGUCAGAAGAAUGCAUAACGCCGCUGUUCGAUUAGGUCUAAAGAAAGGCGAUGACUUCAACAUUGAUCAAGCAUUAAUGGGAUCGACAGCUUAUGGAUUUUUCGGUUUAGCUUUAGCUAAACAAAAGGAAUUCGGUUUAAGUUCUGCUAGUGAUGAGGAUUUAGAAGCCCUAGUGCAUUUUUGGCGUGUAAUUGGCUAUAUGUUAGGCGUUGACGAUAGAUUUACCAUUUGUCGAGAGUCUUUAAAAGAAACUAGAGAUAUAUGUAUAGAAAUAACCAAUCAGGUAACGGAAUAUUUGUACCUAAAAGAUCCAGGAUCAUUAAUGUUGCAAUUUGCAAUUUUGGAUGGAAAUAAUCUGGUGAUACCAGCGUUCGAUUCAAACCUUUUUAUGAAUUUUAUUUAUGAUUUAUGCAAUGUUAAACCGGAACUUUAUUAUCCGAUGACAACUCAUCAGAAAUUUUUGCUAACAAUGAUAAAGAGGAGCUUUGAAUCGAUGAAUUAUUCGCUAAUCCGACGUUUCUUUAAUUCAAGGACACGUUAUAUUAUAUAUUUAAUUCAUAUGCAUCCGGAGAUUAUAGAACAUAACAUAAAUGAUACGGAUUUACUAACAUUAAUUUGAUAAUUUUAGAAAUAUAAAUUUAAAUAAAAUUGUUAUUUACAUAAUUCUUUUAUUAUCGCCAAAAUUGCAAUAAAUCUGUUUAUUAUGUUA
This is a messenger RNA of Onthophagus taurus, 1131 nucleotides long. RefSeq lists its product as uncharacterized. Lineage: Eukaryota; Metazoa; Arthropoda; Insecta; Coleoptera; Scarabaeidae. Gene Ontology annotation, molecular function: oxidoreductase activity. The record is from RefSeq and is a predicted model, not a curated record.